Messenger RNA from Chanos chanos (milkfish), 3144 nucleotides. Its product is annotated as RING finger protein 145. Gene Ontology annotation, molecular function: ubiquitin protein ligase activity; zinc ion binding. The record is from RefSeq and is a predicted model, not a curated record. Gene Ontology annotation, biological process: ERAD pathway; proteasome-mediated ubiquitin-dependent protein catabolic process. Bases 338 to 2545 code for a protein of 735 amino acids. Gene Ontology annotation, cellular component: endomembrane system. NCBI's taxonomy places the organism in Eukaryota, Metazoa, Chordata, Actinopteri, Gonorynchiformes, Chanidae. The transcript is spliced from 10 exons.
CGCGCCCAGAUGAACACAGUGAUCAGAGAUCAUCGGUAGGCGGUUACUGAAGUCAGUGGUACGACGGUGAUUUGGGAAAUUGGUCUUCUCAUCCCGGUCUUUUAUAUAAUUGGGGUCGUGAUACAUGCUAUUUGUCUUGUUUUUCUUGAUUUCUUCUUUGUGGAAAGCAGACAUUGGUGUGAAAGUCGGAAAUACGCCGGGAGGAACAGGUCGCGACGUACCUGCGUUGAGUCAACUCCCCCUUAUCAGCAUAGAUGUGUUCGAGUGUUUCGUGUGAUGAAAUUAUGAUGUGACGAAGAGAACUUUCGCUUUGUUUGUUUGUAGCGUUGGUUUAAAGAUGUUACGAUUAGAGGACGUAGCAAACAUAGCCCUAAGGGUUCCAAGUAUCUUCGCAUUGGAUAUUUUGUACAAAUGCGACAUUGAGAGCUUCACAGAUCAUCUCAGGGCGAGGAGUGAAGACAUGCUCUUCAAAUACAAAUAUGUUAUUUGGAACAUGUAUUACCUAGGUCACGUGGUUAGCAUAGUGGUCUUGAUGUUGCCUCUUGGACACAUUGUCCAGCUCUAUUUACAUGUGCUCACUGCUCUCCUGUUGUACAUGGGGCAUCAGAUCUCAAGGGAUUAUGUACAUGGAGAGAUUCACCAUGGAUAUGAGGGCCCACUUUAUCUGGAUUCUGGGGCUCUGAACCGGUUUGUGACUGCUCUCACGAGUCAAAUCAUUGUGACCACACUAUGUGCGUUUCUCAUGCGAACCCGGUGUGUUUGGCUGUUUUCGGCUCACCUGCUACCCAUGUUGGGACGUUUGUGUUCUGCCUCUCACAUUACCCUUCUCUCUCUGACCUCUAUCUCCAUGUUGAUAAUGGGGGCAGAAGUGGUUGUCUUCCUCCUCACAAACCUUUUUGUUCCAUACAGACUGGCUAGAGCAGCCUACAGAGAGAUUCUGCAAAUACAGGUGAUGGAGUUAUACAGGCUGCUGGCAGUUGGGGUGUCUCUGUGGCAUAGCUUUGCGGUACCACUCUUGUUCAGUUCUUUCUGGGUUGUCCUGUUUGGAGUUCAGUUGAUCUCCAAUGCUGGCAAUACAAUAGCCAGCCAGCAGGGAGUGCUGCUGUACCUGCUCACUAGUGUGUCAGAGUGCUGCGCUAGUCCGUACUCUCUGCUGGGCUUGACCUUUGUGGUGUCUUACAUGGCUUUGGGGCUCAUGAAUCUCUGCAAGUUCUUCCUGGGAGGAUACACAGCUCUGCAGAAUCACAAUGUCAUGCACAGGGGUGUGACAGAGGGGGUUACACUGCUCCUUCUGGCACUCCAGACAGGGUUACUGGACAUGGCAGCGAUGCAACGUUGCUUCCUCCUCUUCAUCAUUCUCUUCAUCGUACUCACCUCCACACUGCAAAGCAUGAGUGAAAUCACCGAGCCCAUAUUGCUAGGUCUUGGGGCCAGCAGAAACAAGAGCGUGUGGAAGCACGUCAGAGGAUUGAGCAUGUGCGUGUUUCUGCUGCUUUUUCCGGGCUUCAUGGCCUUUAAAAUCUCUCAGUUCUUCCACAUGGAUUUCUGGCUCCUUAUUCUGGUCUCAAGCUGCAUGCUCACUUCACUUCAGGUCACAGGUACUCUGCUGAUAUACUCUCUAUUCAUGGUGGAAGUGUGGCGAGGUACGGCACUGCCCGGCCUGGAUGAGGUGGUGUACUAUGUGAACGGAGCCUGCCGGGCAUUGGAGUUCAUGGUGGCGUUGUGUGUAGUGGCAUAUGGGGCUUGGGAGUCUCUGUGGGGAGAAUGGAGCUGGAUGGGGGCUUCUGUUAUCAUCAUCCACUCGUACUGUAACGUAUGGCUGCGCGCCCAAGCUGGCUGGAAGAGCUUCCUGCUUAGACAGGAAGCAGCCCGCAAGAUUAACUCACUCAUGCGAGCCAGCGCUCAACAGCUGCACAGCCACAAUGAUGUCUGUGCCAUCUGCUUCCAGGAGAUGACAUCAGCAGUUAUAACGUAUUGUGGCCAUUUCUUCCAUGGAAGCUGUUUGAGAAAAUGGCUCUAUGUGCAGGAAACAUGCCCAAUGUGCCAUGCACCAAUUAAACCGACUGCACCGGCUCAGCCUGCAGCAGCAGGUGAUGAAGUGGCAACUCCUGCCGCACCGGAGGCUCACCCUGACCACGGUGAAAACCAAGAGGAAGAGGAGCAGAGGUUGCCCGAAGAUGGUGUUGACCCAGGCGACAGGAAUUGCACCGACUCAGAGGGGACCUGUGAUGAGUCUAGCAUGGAGACCAAUAAGGGGCGUGUACAGGGUUUGCGCUUCAGUGCCAAUGGAGACUUUGUGGGUAUGGCUAGUCCCACAGCCAGCUGCCCAUCAGAGGGAAGCCCCUCCCCCUCUGAGGCAUGGGAGAGUGUGCCUGGACCACACUGCUCUACCCAGGAUAAUGAGGCAGAUAUGGAUACAGAUAGUGAGGACUUUGAGAGAACAGAACAAGUGGAAUGCUCCCAGAGCAACGACUCUGAUUCUGACACUGACAUUCACAGUGACCCACUCACAGAGACCGCAGAGCGGAACUCCGUGGGAGAGUGACUAUGAACGAGAACAUGGAGGAGGAGACAAUCUAAACUAAACUAAGGAGACAAACUAAAUCAUGCAGGGCUGGCUUUCGGGAUAGGCUUGUGGGCAUAGCACGUGAUCUAUGUGAGGUGUGACAAACGGCGUGACUCCCCUCACUAUGUGCUUUAACACAGUGUCCUCAGAGCACGAUGUCAGUAUAAUGUGCCACCCCCCCCCCAAAAAAAAAACUUUAAAAAAAUAUGGAGAUUGUAUAAAGACAUAAUACCAAAUGAUAAUUAUCUCGAAAUGUUACGUUUUCAUUCGAUGAAAACAAGCUGAAGUCAUGUACGAGUCUCAAACCAUGCAAUAUAUGAGACAGGGUUAAUUAAGAAAGGGAUGAUCGCUGUAGUGGCUCCCUGUAAUAAAACAGGAACUUUUUCUCAGAAAAUGCUCACAUUUUUUUUUUUUUAGUUUUGUCACAAGAGGGCUGUAAAAAGCCAGGCCAUGUCCUUGCUCUCAAACUGACCAUUUUGUGGUUGUUGAUGCCGCAUUGUGUUUUUGUUGCUGCUGCAGAUCAGAUUAGCUUGAUGCUAAAUGUUGUUGUGUAAAGGCUUUUCUAUGAAGCACAAACA